UGGUCAGUGGCCACUCGGAGCGGGCACGGCGCGGUGACUGUAGGUAGGCGGCCCGUGGCCGCUGCUCCGCCGGCCAAGCAUGCGCUCUCCCCUGCCGCAGUGGGCCGGUCGGCGAAUGCUGUUGGUCGUGCUCUCGGGGCUUGUAGCCACCUUGCUCGUGUCUUGGCUGGGUGAUCUGGAAACACGAACGCUAAGAUGCCAUAAAGGCGACAACUUAAUUGCAGCAAGGCUGGAAUAUCGAAAGAAGAGAAUCAGAGAAGCAUGCAACAGUUACGGAUACUCUCAUUACCGGUAUCGUUGGUGUGGUGAUGUAUUCGUCGAUAACAUUGUCUGGACCAGACUACCGAAAGUCGCGACAACUUUCAUGACAGCUCUUAUUCUUCGAAGAAUGAUGAACAACUCAACGUUGAAUUGCCACGCCAGCAGCUGUUUUACGUUACUGGAAGCUGCGACCUCCAGUGACAGUCGCAUUCACGACGAGCUGAUCGGUGUCCGGCCGGACGGCCCUGGCGGCUCGCUGCUCAUUGUCAGAAGGCCCUACGACCGGCUCGUCUCGGCGUUCCUCGACAAAAUAGCCAGAGAUGAUCAUAUGAAGCUUUGGGAUAAAAUCAAGCGGAUAUCAAGCAGAACGAACUCGACCAUGCCACCAACUUUCUCAGAGUUCGUCAAUUUUGUCAUAUGGUCUGAUGAAAACGAUACAGUGAUGGACGGACAUUGGGACACCCAGGAGCGUCUGAGCCGCGUGUGCGAGCGCGACUACCAGUACAUCGUGCAGCUGGAGACGCUGGAGGAGGAGCUGCCGUACGUGCUGCGCCGGCUGGGCCUGGAGACGGAGGCGCGCCACCCGGUCACCUCGCGGAACGCCAGCCCGCGCCGCUACGACACCGACCACUACCUUGACCAGCUGACCGAGGCCCAGCUGGCCCGGCUGGACGCCGUCUAUCGAAUGGACAUCAUACUGUUCAAUGGCUGACGCGCGGAGCGGGAACGGGAUACUGCGCAUUUGGGUCAUGGUUUUUGCCGAAUAUCGUUGAGAUAUUAGCUGUGUGCUUGUAUUUCCAUGAGGGUAGCAAAGCCUGUGAAAAGAUAGCCUCUCGUACGCUUAUUAUUUUAUGGCAAAUAACUGACUCUGUGAAAAGGUUCACGUAGGUAUGGAAUUAUAGGUGGUGACCUGAAUAAAUUAUAAGUUGUCUGUGUCUCCGUCAGCCGUAUGUGUCUUAACUUAACCCUCGCCCGUAUAGGGGGUCGAACGGACCCCCCGUGGUUUUUCGCGAAUAACUCGCGUAAAAAGCGGCCGAUCGCGACGAAACUUUCAGUACCCUCGCGUUCAUCAAUUUCACACCUACCCUGAAAAUUUCAUGACCCUGACCCAAAUGACCUUUGACCUGUGACCUACUUUUCGAGACCAUGUUUGGCUGGAAUCGCGAUUCGGCGUAUGUCGGCUCGCAUUAGCCGCGCGUUUGCAGUCUUUUCGUGGUUUCAAGCGUUCAAACAUGUGAUAUGAUGUUGCCCCCAUGCAUUAGGGUGGGUGUCAAGGUCACCUGAAGGUCAGGUCAGGUCAUUGACCUUUGAUGACCUCGGUUCACUUUUUCGAGUUUUACAUGUUUCUAGGCCAGUUUUCGGAGCUGAAUUCGAAUUUAGCAACCAUAUGAACAUUUACGAAGUAGUUUUAGUGCCUUUGUAACAUGUUACGAAGCUGUCAGAGGCAGUUGCCACCUACUACGAAUACCCUUACUGGUUGACCUGACCUGACCUGACCCGACCUGGCCUAAAUACAUGAAGACAUCAUCUGUGAUCAAAACUAACAUGAUAUUCGUGAUCAGCACCCCGAAAACCCCCAUAGCAGCCACACUUUACGACGUUCUAACUGGUCCCGAUUUUCCCGCCUUUGGGGUCAUUGACCUGACCUGCAAGGUCAACCAAUGAACUAGGACCUUAAAAUUGGGUAUCAUCGGCUUCCUCUCGUCACGGGCAACACGCUCGUUUUUUCCGCGAAGCUCUAGCUCGAUCAGGGGCGAAACGGCAAGGGGGAUCCAACGGACCCCCCCCCCCCCCCUUAUACGUUCGCGGCUGGAAAAACACCAAUACGGGCGAGGGUUAAUGCGCCGGAACGGCGCCGCGUAGCGACGUGAAAUUUGGUGACCACAAACUUUGGGUGGGGCGGACCAUCGUAUCAAAAGAUGGGCGCAAUUGGACCACGGGUACGGCGUCAGCGCGUGCAUCUCUGCCGCAGCCUGGGCGCGGCCGGCGCCGAGCAGAGCCACUAUUGUAAAACGUAAUCGUUGUCGGCUGCGAAUUUUAUUUCUUGUUCUGGUUCACGAACUGGUGGCGCGCCGUGACAGCGUCGGCGUCUACAGGGCGUUGAGAGACCCGCGCGCCCCCGCCGCAGUCCGCUCUCUGUUCACCUCACGUGCUGCCGUCCCUAGGCGCACCACCCGGUCGACGGAGGCGGGCGCUCUUGUGCUGCCCGCCUUUCGCUUGUCAUCGUCACGUCGGGUAUUCUCGUACCGGGCAGCCUCGUCCUGGGACCGCCUGUCGCCGGCCGUCACUGGCUCUGGGACCCGCGCCGAAUUUCUGCGUCGGCUUUAGCUGUAUUGUGUGACGAUGGUCGGCAACUGUACAUAUACUGUAUUUUAGUGAUUUUUAUCUUAUGAUGUGUUCAUUUUUUACCCUUGUGCCCUUAUGUAUUCUGACUCGGACCAAACAGUAAGCCAGCACUUGGAAUUGUCCGUUAAUACAUUGCAGUAUUGCACAUUGGAACAUAGGGACA
Amphibalanus amphitrite is the source of this 2770-nucleotide messenger RNA. RefSeq names its product carbohydrate sulfotransferase 10-like. The record is from RefSeq and is a predicted model, not a curated record. The transcript has 6 exons. Gene Ontology annotation, molecular function: sulfotransferase activity. The coding region runs from base 80 to 973 and encodes 297 amino acids. Gene Ontology annotation, biological process: carbohydrate biosynthetic process. Gene Ontology annotation, cellular component: membrane. NCBI's taxonomy places the organism in Eukaryota, Metazoa, Arthropoda, Thecostraca, Balanomorpha, Balanidae.